GUCCAACCAUCGAAGAAAGCCUCUCUGAGCGUCACGAGCGGAGCAAACCACCUACUGAGUGCCUCUGCUACGUCUUCAUGAGAGCAGAGGUAUCGAGAAGUAGAGAUGAGAGAGACAGAUGUGACGAGACAAAAAGCGAGAGAAGUGAGAGACAACAUCUUCAAGUCACUCUUCAUCUCGAAAUAAAUGAGGCUAUUCUUGCUCCAUCGACAUUGUACAACUAGUGCCUUCGAGCAGGAGAAAUUGUUGUAGUCGUCGAAUCGUAUGACGAGAAAAAUACCGAGGAUUCACUUUCUCUCAUUGUUAUACAUUUCUUCUUCAAUCGUAAACUUUCGAUCAUGCACUAUCGAACCGUUUCCAUCGUUUAGACAUCGAAGGCUGCGGGGUCGGGUGGAGAGCGUUGAUGUAGUUGUUGUAACUAAGUAAUUCGUAUUCGAUUGAUCGUUGGUUGUUAGAAGACGAUCGUGCUGCAAGAACUGUUUCUUCUCUCUCGGUUGUUGUCGUCAUCUCCGUGCUGUUCCUUAAUGUAAAAAGAAGUUGUAGUAGGUAGCAUUUUUCGUUGAAUGGAUUAUGGAUUAUAUAAUUACAUUUAGUUGAAGACAAUUUUGAUAUAAGCAUGUCCACAAGAGAGCCAGAACGGCGAGGUUUUCGCCUAUGCCUCCGCGGUUGCGGGUAGCAGCGGCACGGUAAUACCGUGCUCUAUGCUGGCCCGACGGCGUCGGACACGCGCGAGAGCAGCAGACGUGAGAACAUCGAAUUAGGGAUCGUGGCAGUACCAGUAGCAGCACCUGAGCAUCUGCAUCUCACGCAGCGCUCGUGCUUGCAUGCAGACACUGUAUAAUAACUAGCAAAAAAGAUUGGUGCAGUAGAAAUAGUAGACGGUGCAACAGCAAGAGCAGGAGCUACAGAUCAGCGACCCCAAUAUCUUCUCUCAAUCGCUGUUGAAGCAAAAUAUAGGUGCUAGUAGGCGCGGUAAGAGGUCCACACAAGUACGAUUUUACUUGUAUCGAGCUCGAGGGAGGAGACAAACGCGACAAUUACUCCUAUUACAACUUCGUCUUGUCAACUAGGUGGACGUCCUCAAUUCGGCCUAGGCGAAUUUUGCAGUUCUCUCUUGGGGACCAAAAAUAGUGACUGCUCACCUCCUUUUGCAUGAAACACAACGACAAAGAAAGAUCAUGUAAAAGUUAGAUUUCAGAACUACAACGAGAACUCCAACGUCGACACUCGUCGACAGUACUAUCUUCUAGCAGUUUGCAACAUCUAAAGAACGAAGACCGUCCCUCCCCUCCACCAGACGAGGACGCACCAUUAAGGGUUGAAAUAUUUCAUAUUUACAGGCUUUUCUGAUUCUCUCUUAAGAUACAACUAGAUAAGUGCUCUUUAAAAAUGAAAUAUUUCAACCUUUAACACACUACGCACCAGGAGUAGAUCACACACGCACCCACCAGGAGUAGAUCACUUCACACAACAAGAUGGCGGACGGACACGCUCCGGACGUGCACAUGGGUGCACAUCUGGACCAGAUGAAGAGCGUGAAUCAGGCAGAAAACUUGCAGGACUUCAGGAGGGAGCGCGAGGGCCACCUGAUGAUACGCGAUGACCAACCCUUCCUCAUCAUGAGUUUCGGAAUGAAAUACCAAGGGGUACCUCUAGAAGUUCUAGCUUUCUAGAUUGGGAGAUUCUAAUAUCUUUAUUUUUGUUGGACCAUUCGAACACAGACUGUUAAGUCGCGUCUAGUUUCUCGGUGAGAAACACUUGAGAGGGAUACUGUUUGCACAAUUUGCACUCACAGCCUGAGACUAAUGAUCUCUGGUUGGUCAUUUCUCCGGGGCGAGCACAGGACGGGCCGGGCCCUUCCUCUGGGUCGCCGUGUCUUACCUCGUACACAGGCCUUGCCCGGCGGCUUCGCGGCAUGGAUGCCGUUCCUUAGCCCUCCCAGUGACGGGUGUGCCGAAUUCUGACAUCAGUCGGAUUCGAACCAUGCGUCAUUCAGAUCCGGAGAAACUGAACUGAGACACUUGACCACUAGGCGAAAUGAUCCCUGUGGAUAUUCAUUGGGGUUGUAAGGAGGAAGUCUCAGCUUCAUCAUUGGGAUAACAUGUUGCAUGGGGAAACUUUCAUAUGCUUCAUAUGGAAACGCUUAUGCUAUCAUCAUUGAUUCAUACGAUCAUCAUGCACUGGCAUUCAUCAUUGAUCAGAACUUGACAAGACGUUAUGGACCUGAUUACAGCUAUGAAACAUUCAUCAUUUCUUCUAUCUGAAUACGUUGGAGGUCCUUUGCAUGUUGAUCAUUGAUUUUGGAACCAUAUGCAUUUAGGUCUAUAGGUUAUCUGUGAGAUCAUUCCGGUGCUGUUUUGUCCUUGACUGUGUUGGGAGGCUUGAGCCACAAACGAGAGAGAGAGGAGAAGCCAGAGACACCCGCGCGACGGUAAACCCGUCGGGCGUUUGGAUGGUGCUCCGGUAACCUUUUGCCUGGCGAUCUUGGUCAUUUUGCUGAUCUUUAUCCUUGUGAUCUUUGUGAGUCCAUUAGGAUUAUGACCUUGACCAACACCCCUCCUCAAUCGUUGCGUGUCGAAGUCCCUAGUCUUCUGGACUACCACGGAAAUCAUAUCUCCUAGCUACUGUUUUAUGGCUACGGUAUACUUGGCUAGAAACCAAAAUAAACCGAAUAUACUACGCUAUAGUAGACUAAAUCAUCCCCAUUCGUUUCAUCGUCUGAGGAAUCACAAUCAUCAUACUCAACUUUAGUUAUCGGGUUAUCUAUAUGGUGAAGUAGUAGUCUACGUUGAGACGAACUACAUUCUAGCUUAGUUAAGCCAUCAGCCUUCAUUAAGUUAGUUGGACAGAAAACUAUCUUACUGGCCGCAUCACGCACACGCAAAUAGCGAAGUGCAUAAUGGCGACUCUUUGGGCGUGUGUCAGUUGCUUUAGCUGUUGUGAUCGCGGAUUGGUUGUCGAUCCAGAGCACAGCAUUGUCUAAAGAGGGAGACAAGCCGUUCUGUGUGUGUACCAACUGAGUUGGUAGAGGCCUAUAGAAGUCUGUAAAGUCAUGCAGUUCACUAAGCACAAUAGUGUCAGAAGCUGCAAUAUAUUCACUUUCAGCCGUUGAGUAGGCUCUAACCGUUUGUCGGUUACUUCUCCAAGCAAUUGGAACGCCUUUGAAAUACAUGAUCGAUCCACUUGUACUUCUCAUAGUCUUUACGCAGUUGGCGAAACCUGCAUCACUAAAGAUAUUCACCUCUGGCAUAUCUCUGCCUUCAGGUAGUAACUUUGAAUAGAUUUUAUUGAAUUCUUCUUCUUGUUCUGGUGAGUAUUCCAGUCCUUGGUCUCUCGUUGUCACCAGAUACUUUAGCACUUUUCUGGCUGCUUUAACCAUUCUUGUUGGCGCGGGUUUGCUGACAUGUCUAGCCAAUGCUGCCACCGGUACAGAAAUGUCCGGGCGCGCGGUUACAGCUACCCAUAGCAAGGCACCAACUACCUCACGAAAGGGAUACCCUUCGACUAUCUUGAUCCCCUCCUCAAGAAAAGCCGACUCGUCAAAAUUGGGCGAGUAAACCGGUUUUCCGACAUCAAUUUCGAACUUCUUUGCGAUUUUAUCAAUGUACUCCUCCAUAUUGAGCCGAAAUGUUCGAGCUUCACGGCAGUAGUACACGAUGGCACCUAAGAAGUCGAACCUGAGCCACGUUUGACCCCAAGGGGUUGGAACGGACUCCACAUCAAUCGCACGGCCAGGGGCACGCGAGAAGAUGAGUUCUAGUUCGGUCUUGAGUUCAUCAAGAUCAGGACCCGUUGCAAGAUUGUCAUCAACAUAGACGGACAUCUUGAGGAACUUCCCUGGUACCUUCGCACUCGGCUUUCUCCAUAAGCCUGGCGCAGAAUCACACGGCUCCCAGCCAAUACUGGCUAGUGUGUCGUGAUAUUUCUUGAACCAUGCUCGUGGUGCGUCCUUCAAGCCGUAUAGGGCCUUCUUGAGCUUCACGAUCUCACGUCCAUGCUUCUCUGCCCAGAUGGGUGGGAGACGACAGAAGACAUCGCGAUCGAGUUCAGCAUUGAGGAACGCAGAAUCUAAAUCGAACGGGAUCACAUAGUCCUGUUCUGACGCAGCAGAAGUCAGGAGCAGCCUAUUAGCGGCGUGUGAAACUACGGGAGCAAAGGUGUUUAGCUCUCCUGAACGAUCUAGAUUACCGAGGACACAAGCGCGAGCCUUGUAUCUUCCACAUCUUUUAAUAGUUAGAAUUAUGGCAAUUGGUAGAGCCUGUCGCGCGGUCGCAAGCUCCUCGUCAGAAGCUUCUUUCCACGUCUCAAAGGCUAGAAGUCUCGCAUGCUCUUUGUCAAUAACCUCCCGCCACUUAUCGGCAUCAGGAGACUUGAGUGCUUGAGCAACGGACAAAAUCACAUAUGAUUCGACGAAUUCCUCAUCUUCGUCUAAUUCACACAUGCCACCUACUGCACUAGCGAACAGCGCCACACUCUUUCUCAGUUCUUCUAACUGUUUCUUUGUUCUUCGAACCCUGCUACCUGCUUUGUCCUUCGCUCCUUUUGGUCGGCCACGCUUCUUGACGUGUGUACGGCGUUCGCCUGCCACAACACGUGCUGGAGAAGGCGCUUUCGACUUAGACAGACUUAGCGGAGCAGAUGUCUCGCAAUCCUUCGCUUCAGCAUUCCCCUCCUCAAGUGAAACAUCUUUAGGAGAGUCAGCUGCGUUGGAUUCCUCUACUUUAUCCAAUGUCUCAAUAAAUAAUUCGUCGGAAAUCGCGGUCGGUCCACCUGGAGUGUGCUCCGUGCCAGAGAACCCCGAUUGAUGAUCCAGCCUUUGCACUGACUGUCCAAGCAAGGGGGAGCCCAGCGACGACGCGCCACUCUGCAGAUUUUCCAGCUCGUCAUACUCAAUGUAGAUGCCCUUCUGAUCUGGCAAAAGCCAAUCAAUAUUCUUAAUUAGAUAGUCCUCUCUGAACUUUACAUCUAGGGUAGAGUAUUCCGCCCAUCGAUGUCCAAGCUUGCAACGAUCGUCAUGAGCGAAGGUUCCAACCAACCAGCCAGACGACUUCGGACAGAGUCCAAGGAAGACGCCGCGGCGGUAUUUGGCCGAGAGCUUGGGUUCAGGAGUGUUGGCUUGAAUUUGUUCACGAAAGUAAACUAGACAACCAAAUCGGCGGAGCAUGCCGAUUGAGCUCUUCGAUGAGUUUCUACCAGUCCUUUCUUCUAAGAUUUCAAUUGGACUCUUUCCAUCAUGUUGAGGCAUUUUUGCAUAGUUAUGCGGUAAACGAUCCCAGCAGUCACCCGCGUACUCGACGCAGUAACACCAGAGGCGUUUAUCAACUUUAGUCAGCAUUGUGCGAACACUGCCGAACAAAGUCCGCAUAAAACGUUCGCAGGUACCAUUCAUCUCCGGAUUAUAAGGAACAGCCGGACUGUCUGAGACUCGCAGCGAUUGCAUAACUUUGGUCAUGUCAUCACUGCUCAGGACAGGUUCUCCAUCCCUCCGGAGGAACCACACUACCUUGUCAUCAAGUGAUAAGGAGUAGUCCUGGCGAAUGCCUUUGAUAACUUCUUCUAUUUCCUCCACACAGUCACUUUUCAGUUUAAGCGGUCGACAGAGCACCUUCUUAAUUACAUCACAGAUGAUCACUAGUACACAUCUCUUUGACCUGACUGAUACGGGUUUGAUUCCAACAGCAAAGUCGAUUGCUAGUAACUUCAAUGGUUCAGGUUUGUAGUUCGAAGUAUCUCUAGCUUUUGCAUGUGAUGCACGUUGGCCUUUAUGUAGAUCACACUCAGGGCAAUUUACCUGGAGGCCAUCUAUAUGAAAGUGCCCACAUCUUCUAUGAAGUUCAAGUCUUGUAAGAUAACAACUACUGACUCCUUCUUCUACUGUUGAACAGAUAUAACCACUAUCAGUCUCUUCUUUAAAUAAGUUGCAUGCAAGUAUGGGAAGCUGCAAGCGUGGAUGACUUCUUAUGGGUAUGGCCUGGCCGGUGUCCGUAUGUACGAGACAACCGCCUGUGCCUUUGAAGUUGAAUUCCCAUCCUAAUUGCGAGCAGUUCCCUUCACCUAGCCAAGGUAUAAUACGAUCUAAAUCCUUUGGUAGUGAAUCAUAAUAAACACCAUACUGGAGCCCUAAGAUGUUUGACUUUAGUUUUCCUACUCUUCCGUCUUUACUUCCAGCGCUACCAGUAAUCCUACAAAUUCUCAUAGUUAUUUCACUAAAAUCAUCUUUGUGUCUUGAAAGAUAUUUGUUUGCACAACUAUCAACCAGACUAACUUCUUCUCUUGUAGUAAUGGAACUAGUUGAGAGACUAUGUCCCACAAGUUUUACCUCCCCUGUAUUAUUUACGUUUAUUUCUUCACCCUCAUCUUCAUCCAAGUUCAGCGAGCAAAAUCCGCUUUCCACCGGUUCCGCAACUCAGCUCUGCUUUCCGCCGUUGAGAGCGUGCCACAGCUCCGCAACUGCAGACAUGUGAACCAUGCCAUUACCCUUUCCACCUUUACCCAUAGCACUACUAGAUUGGGAACUGGUGUUCCAGUUCCAGUUUGCCUGGUUCUGUGGAUUCUUCCAACAAGACGCGGACUUGUGACCCGGUUUGUUGCAGAUCCAACAGACUGGACGGGUAUCGUGUUUUCCAGAUCCUUUAUUAUUUUUGUUCUGCGGCUUUCCUUUGCCGUUCGAAUUGGAGGCAUAGACCUCGGCGGCGAUCUUCUUCUUUGUGUUUGCCUUGAAGCGCUUGAGAGCACUUUUAGACAGAAAGAUCUUACCACCUUCGUUGGCCUUUUCCUCGUCGUCCUCCUCUUCACGAGAACGCUUAUUCGAGGUCUCCUGAACAUUGACCGGAAACGCCUUCCCGAAGGAAUCGUUCUCAACCUUGUAGGUUCCCUCCUCGAUCAACGUCGCAAGACGCUUUUCAAGUCGGUCACCGAUCUGGUCAAAUGUCAGACCAUCUUCUUCCUGCAUGCGUUCGAUCGUUGCCUUGAAGUUCUUACAGAACAGCUCGGGCAGCUUCUGUAUCAGUGCGCCAUUUUGUUGGUCACUUUCAGGCACUCCUGCUUCCGGCGGGUACACGGUGGGCGACUGGUUCAUGAUGUCUCGGACUUUCGACAAGAAUCCCGUGACAUCUGCAGGCUGAUCCGCGUUGUGAAAAUUCAACACACCAUCCGUAAGCGGUUUUACUUUCAUCCGUUGUUCCUGACGGUUGUUUUGAUCGAAGUGUCCUACAUCACGAAGGAGCACAACAACCUCACCUGCAUCCAUCGCAUCCACCUGACCAAUAUCGUUCUGGUUGUUGAUGAACGACGCAGCGGCACCUUUCAGACUACGAAUGAUCGCAUCUUUCAGGUUGCGCCACUUCUGCCGAAUUGUUUCCUCCCGAUUGGUAACUCCGUUAGGAAUACCAUGAGGAGCUGCCGGAAUGCCGACUACAUUCGUGUAGUUUUGAAGCAGGCCGAGACGGCUAGCUUCCUGACGUAUGGCAAGUUGCCAUGCUCGCCAGUCGGACUUCUGUCCGAGUUUCUUCGAAAUUUCUUUCGCAUCGCAGGACAUUUUGAAAAGUUGUUUCUAGAUGGAUUUCUACUCUAUACUUAGCUCAAGGGUCAAAGUAGUGUUGGAUACAUUCGAACACAGACUGUUAAGUCGCGUCUAGUUUCUCGGUGAGAAACACUUGAGAGUGAUACUGUUUGCACAAUUUGCACUCACAGCCUGAGACUAAUGAUCUCUGGCUGCUUUGAUCCCUGUGGAUGUUCAUUGGGGUUACAUGGAGGAAGUCUCAGCUUCAUCAUUGGGAUAUCAUGUUGCAUGGGGAAACUUUCAUAUGGAAACGCUUAUGCUAUCAUCAUUGAUUCAUACGAUCAUCCUAUGUUGAUUCUCAUCAUUGAUCAGAACUGACAGUACGUUAUGAACCUGAUUACAGCUAUGAAACAUUCAUCAUUUCUUCUAUCUGAAUACGUUGAAGGUCCUUUGCCUGAUGAUCACUGUUUUUGGAACUAUAUGCAUUUAGGUCUGUAGGUUAUCUUUGAGAUCAUUCCGGUGCUGUUUUGUCCUUGACUGUAUUGGGAGGCUUGAGCCACAAACGAGAGAGAGAGGAGAAGCCAGAGACACCCGCGCGACGGUAAACCCGUCGGGCGUUUGGAUGGUGCUCCGGUAACCUUUUGCCUGGCGAUCUUGGUCAUUUUGCUGAUCUUUAUCCUUGUGAUCUUUGUGAGUCCAUUAGGAUUAUGACCUUGACCAACAAUUUUUCUAGUACUGUCGAGAAGUUUUUCUAGUACUGUCUAGAAGUUGUUGUAGCUUUGCCGAAGAUGGGGAGAUUCAAUCUUCUAGACUUUUAGUUAAUCUUAAUACAUUUUUCCUAGACAAAAUGUAGCAUUAGGAAGAAUGAACGUGAACUCAAUGUAAUAGUAAUUGCAGUGAUGGAGGUGUUUAGCUUCAUCCCCUCGGCCUCCUUUCUACUCAUUUUCAAAUUUUGAUGUUAAAAAUUCGAAUUUCAUGUUCAACCAUGUACCCAUACUUCUCGACAAAUACAGGUUCACACGAGCAAAUACAAAAUAGAGGGGAAGUAUCACAUACCUGUAGGGUAUAAGGCGAUAGUGAAAUGGGACGACGAUGAGAUCGUUUUUAUGACGCGAGAAGGCUCGUUCGGUCCUGAAUUCCAGAUAAUCUACCUUCCAAAAUCAGCAGUAGCAGAGGACUUCACUCUCUUCGAGUGGAAUCCAAACAUAGCAGAAAUAUGGGAUCAGCUCCUCACGGUACUAAUAGUUUUGUGAUAAUACAGCUUCUCGUUUUUAGUAAGUGGGAGUACUCAAUAGAAGAAGUAGAACGGUUUUUCGAUUAAGAUGUUAAUUUUACUAGGCUUCAUGAUAUUUAGAAUUUUUUCUUGUGUCGUGUUGAUUCUGGUGUCUACCAUGAUGAAACAGAUGCGGAUAUUCUUCGUGUGAUGUCUUCUACGAACAACAACUACCAUGAUUUCUUCUUGAUAAUUCCUUCUCCCUCUCCCACCUCGAUCUCCAGGUGCUCGAGACGCAGGACAAGGAUAUGGGUAUGUUUGCGGCGGGGCCAUGGCAGACAUUCGGUGUAACAGAGGACACAGUCCAAAUAGCAGUAGCCCAAAAUGUGGACCAGAAAACGGUGGUUGACGGUAUAUUUUUUUGUCUUCGUAGUUCUUGAUGUAACUACAAGAGGUUUUCUAGAAGCACCAAAAUAAGUGAUCAGUACUUGACAAAUAGUAGCACUGAAAGUCCAGAAGUCAUCGCAUCUUUAUACGUGUAUUUUUCAGUUCUCAACGCGCUCGUGGUAUUCGACUUUUGAACAACAACUUGUUACAGUCUAAGUACCUCCAUUCAAGACAGUAAUAAUCCUCGGUUAGUCCCUCUCCCUCCCAUCAAUACAGUAAGUGCCUCCUACAUCUAAUAGUGGUUGCUCUCGACAAUGUCAAUCAUGUUCUACAUCUAAAGUACUACAUCUAUUAUAAAUAACCAAAUUACUUUACUCGACGCUGCAGGUAUCCUUUAUUGUGCCAAUGGUACGCAGCCGACGUUGGAGGAAUGCGAAAGAUAUCUGGGUUUUAACUACGACACCGAUGAGCCAUAUUCAUGGGUACAGGAAUUUUAUUGACAUGUGCCUCCUCAUCAAUAACUAUUUACUCAUCGAUUCCUGUUAACAAGUUUACGUCAACAAGAAUUUUGGUAACAUGUUUCCUCAUCAAUUUCAAGAACCACGUUUAACAGUCCAAUUAGUACUAUUACUAGGUAUUUCAUCCACUUCUUCACGUAAUCAAUCCUAGUGCCCUUCACGACCAGGUUGUGCACGAGUUUAUGAACGAGCCGCUUCCGAGCGAUUACUAUCAGUAUUGCUCGAAUGGUAUGUUCUACUGGGUAGAUGGAAGGACACAGGAAUCGACGUGGAAGCAUCCGCACUAUGACAAGUACUACUUGUUACUCUACUUGUUGUAGUUUAUUUAACAAAUCUUUUUAUAAUCAGUAUCAGAUACGUGUCACUUGUUUUUGUUUCAGAUUUCUAACGUUUAGCAAGCCUGAGCAUCUAGUAGUUUUCACUGAUUAUCAUACCCCAAGAUUGGGUACACCACUACUACUACUAAAAAGAGAUUUCUGAAAUCUUUGACCACCACCAGGUACAAGCAGAUGCUCCAAGUGUGCCGCAAACAGAAGACCUUGCCCCACUGGAAGGCCAUCAUGGCUUUCCAGAUAGAGUUCUUGUUUUCCACGCUGUUCACGUGGGAGGCGGAGGUCAGCGGUGUGUAUCCAAAAUUAAGGGUAGUUGAUAACUAUCUUCCCGCGUGGGCUAUGUUGCUGAGUGAAGUCCUCCUUGAUUUCAAGGGGAACAAACUAAAGGGCAAAGAGGGCAACGACCCACUCGACUCGGGAUAGUGAAAAACUACCGCUAACAAAAGAAGAGACAGUCGAGAACGUGCUAGAGAUGGCGAGGAUUUUCAAAGUCGAUAUCAAGAACGAACCCUAUCUAGUGCACGUGUUGAAGCGAGCCCUGAGGCAUUAUGCGGUCGUAGUCAAGGAAAAACGUGCGGUGCAAGACGUCGAAGACUUCAGAAAUCUCAUGCAGCGAUACAGAGACAUCGUCGGAAAGUAUUCUUACAAGAACGAUAGACGUGACUUGUUAUUAUUUUCUUGGGGGCUACAACGACCAGGCAGGGAUUCUGAACUAAAACUUGUUUUUUCUUAACUAGCUAGCAGCUAUGAGAAAGUGAACGUUCAACUUGUAGUACUUGAUACUCUAACAUUGUCACUUCUUCUUAAAAUCAAUAUGAUACUCAUGAACAUUGAAGUGGUUAUGCCGUGAUGAGUUCACGAUGAUCAUAGUGCUUAGUAUGGAUUUGGAGCCCGGCUUCAAUUCUUUUGGACUGCUCGGCCAUUGUCGAGCCUCCGCUGAUAAUAGGCACCAACUUCCCUUUCGGAAAUUGACCUGCUUAUUUUCGUUACUAUGUUUUUUAGCGUUGCGCUUCGUGACUUCAUAUCAUUUGAGGCUGCAGAGUGUCAUCGUAUAGUCUAGGGGUUGGUAUGUUAGCCAAUGAUAGACUUCAUGGAAUGGAAUACAAUGAAUACGUGUGUGUCGACUACGACCUAUUGACCGACUUUAUCAAGUUUGAGAGCUCGUCUGCACUUUUACCACUUCUCUUCCUUCAGCUACGAACGUGCGAAGGCGGCACAGGAACAGCAAACUAGAGCUGUAAUGCAGUGCGUUGAAUGUGCACCUAGUGCAAAUCCUCGCGACGCAGUCUUGUACUUGCAUAAAUUUUGCACUAGUUGUAGCUGGAACAUCAUAGAAAUAUCUUGUUUUACCAUUCAUCAUUCGACACUUAACAAAUCAAAAAAUCAUAUCUUUUCCUCGUUAGUAGUUUCAACAAAAAAUGACCGUUUAGUUUUUCUCUUCCAUCGAUCCCUCAAAAAAUGACCGUUCUCGCUCCAUUGGUCCCAAAAAAAUGCCCUUCUACAAAAACUUCUCAGGUACUGCGAUCAUUGUCGGGAUUUGUUCUGUCAGCAGUGUUUUGACCGCUUGCAUAGUAAAGGGCGAAGAAAGCACCAUCGUAGAACGUGGGUCGAAUUAGGAACAUGCGCCGAAUGCGAGGAGGCCUUAGCCGUCUACCACUGUGUCCAGUGCCAGGGUAGUUCUUUUACUAGAAUCAAUAGAGUUUCAUUAUUUUUGUUCUCAUACUUAUUUCUUAAAAAAUCCUGAACAUCAAUAGCAAUAUUUUUACUCUACUCAAAAAUUAUAGACUAAUCAUGCUAUGCACCCUGAAUUGAGUCAUCACCUCCCCAACUACGGUCAGAUGCCUACUGUGGCGAAUGCUUUCAAGAGUGGCAUCAGCGUGGCGGAAGAAGAAAUCAUGUGCCGAUCAUUCUUCGAUCCUUCUCGACACAGACGCAUAAGGUACUAUAAUUUUGUGCGUAAGAACUGGUGUAUUUUUUUGACCAAGAAGGGCGAGUAGUACUAUGGAAAGAACUAGAAGAUCCAUUCAACACUUUGUACAUCCAUUCAACACUUUGACAUGACAGCACAUACGGAGGCCAACUACAUAAGCUGUCAGUCAACAUUGACUCACUUCGAAUAUUAUGACUAGUGCUUGACAACUACAAGAACGACUGCUUUCCUGAAAAACCAACUAGGUGCCUGCAAUAAGCACGUUCGAUUUCGGGAAUAUUAGUGCCGCGGCAGUGACCUUAGGUGGCGGAGCAGCGCACAAUUUAGCACGCGCUUUGUCACCCUGGAUAGCAUUUGACGACGAAUCAGACAUUCGAGUCUACUACAACGUGCAAACCUUAAGGGGGCAAUAUAAAAACUAGUUUUUCAUCAACGCCACAAGAUCCUGUAUCAUUCUUGUGGCUGUUGAUUCAUCUAGUAUUUUUUCACCAACGAACUUCUCUUGAGCAAAAAAACAGGGAGGACUACGACGGACAGUUUCUUCCCUUAUAUCAACUUCUCUCAAGAACAGUGACCUGUCUACUUGUAUAAUCCUUGUGACAUAGCAUUCACAAAAGUGCAAGAAGACACUGAAUGUAGACUAGUAUGACAAUGCAUUGUUGAAAAUAAUUAUACCACUAUAGUCAUCUCUCGUUCACAUCAUUGUCACCUUAGCGUCGUGAUGUAGGAUGACGAGAAAACCUUCUUCUAAGAACCGAGGAGAGGAGACGCGACUUGCCUCUAGCAAUGCUCAACGAGGCCUUAGAAAGCGGGAUCGGUGGUGGCGUAGCUUGCGGAUGGGCAGGGUCCUGGGGUAGCGAAAUGUUUCCGACCGAUACAGGGAAAUAACAGCUUUUCUCCUUGGCAGCAAGUGAUAAUGCUGCUGUUUGGUUCCGUAGAAGAAUCGAUUCUCGUGUUGUACUGUUCAGGCACUUAAGAGCAUCCUGCUCCACCUGUUGCUCGAAAUUAUAACACGUCUCCUCGUGGAGGUCUUAUCUUUUCAUCAUAGCUGAUCAAGAAAAUCAAUCAUUAUACUUAGCUUAUCAAGUUAGAAGUACUCUUGCUAGUACGGCUGCAAUGAUACAACAACAACUGGAUUCCAAUGAUACAACAACUUCUCUGCAAAAUAUUUUUCUCGCUACUUUCUGCUUAGUAAGUAUGGUAGUUUGUUACCAUACUCCUGAUACUGAUUACAACACCAUUUUCGAAUUACAUCAAAUGAGAAACACCAGAUAGAAGAAGUAGAAAAACUAAGAUGCUUUCACCUCGCUCUACAAGAAAGGCAUUCAUUAAAAGUACCAUGACAUCAGAGCCAUUGCGCGGUUCUUGGUGACGACAUCAAAUGACCUGGCGACAGCCGGGCGCCGUGGCUUGAAAUCUAAGGAGCGCUGGUCUAUCUCUGUGUACUUAUGUAACUGUCAAAUGAAUUGGGGUCUUCGCUUCUGCAGGAGUACCACGCACAACGGUCCUACUGGUGAUACAGAUUCUUUGUUAGCGGUUUCUCGAUCUCGUGUAUGGUUUAUUUUUCGCAAUAAGAACAUAAAUAUACUUUCGUGACACAUGAUCGUGUAGAUGUUUUCUCAGUUUCUCGGUACUAGUAUGACUAUUCAAGCAAAUUAUUUGCUUGGUUCUUGCCUGGUUCGGCUUCAGGGUAUAAUAUGAAGAUGUAUAGAUGAUCACACAUAUAGAAGAAGAUUUACUAGGCUAAAAUUUUUAUCUACUUAACUAAAAUCAACAAGGCGUUCUUGUUGUUCGACAAGGAGCGCGACCACAAGCCCCCUCGCGUGGCGCAAGCGCCGAACUGUUGUAUUUGAUUGAUGUCAACAAUGUCAUAAGAAUGUCGCUGAACAACAGAAAAACAAGUUAUCAAUUUCAUCUACGAUUUCAUCAUCUACGCUAACAAUCUAACAACAAAUAACUCUACUUCUACUGCAAGGAAGGAAGAAAGAACCGGAUGAAAGAAGUAUGUCUAGCUCACUAGCUUUGCUCUUUUUAUUGUCUUAUUUGGUCGUUACACAAGAACGCGAAAUGAAAAUGAAUUCAACUUUCCAGCAAGAUGACACAGAUGGAACGAAAUGUAGAUCUAGAUGAGCUUGAAGUUGUGCCGUGAGAUGGUGCGCCUCAGUCACAAGAUGAAAGCAGACAUAGGCGACGUAUUUACCACACUACAGGUGGUAUCUCCUUCAUGACUGCUGAAGAUCAUAGCGCUGGCGCUUGUAAAAAAUGAAGAUGAUGAACAGGAAAGAACUACAACAGACUCAUGCUCAUAGAAGAAGGUGUCGCUCAUUGUCCGACGUCCGUGAGGAUCCCAGGACGACACACACAAUUUUCGUGAGCAAAAAUAAAGAAAGCGAAGAAAACCUUGAGCCACGACCACUUCUGCGUGGUUUCACCUCACCAGCUCAC
Molecule: messenger RNA, 14326 nt
Organism: Amoebophrya sp. A25
Lineage: Eukaryota; Dinophyceae; Syndiniales; Amoebophryaceae
Source: the annotation of a GenBank genome assembly